AAACCGCAAGGUCGCCGUAGCCAAAGAUACACUCACACAAACUCACUAGUCUAGUAGUGGUAUUUCUGUGGUGCGGUUGAGCCGUGCGCGUUCGCUUCGUCAGUCGGCGCAAUUUCCCCAUUAAUGUCAGCUUCGCGUCGUGCUGUGAAGAGGAACGACGACCGGCCGACCCCGCGACCCACCGAAAAUGGCAGAUUCGCAAGCUGACGCAGUCCCCAAGUCACCGAUCAUCAUGAAAGUCGACGCUCCGUCCGAUGAAGUUGAAAAUAACGAUAAUGAAGCAAUUGGCCAUACAAUCUGUUUCCCGUCGCCACGGCCUAUUGCCAGCAGAUUUGGCAAUCCGUUCGCACCGAAACCAUCCUCGCCGGCGCCAUCGACCGCCAGUGCGAGCAGUUCAGUCCUGCGGCCGUCACAACUCUCACAGCAUGUUCACACUACCAGUAAACCGUUCUCGCUCACACCCGGCAAACUCAACCCGUUUAUGAAAGCCUCCACCACAGACGAUCACGACUCCGAUGAGAAAAAAGUCGAGAGCACAAACGGUGAAACGCCGAAAUUCAUGCCGUUGCUAACCUCGUCAAAAUCACCGCCUGUGGUUGGUUCAGCAUCAGUUUCAUCCGCAACAGCAGACAGUCAAAAGGAUAAACCUCCUGUCGCCACCACAAACUUCGUUUUCGGCCAAAAUCUUCAAGAGCGCGUUAUUAGCGAUCCGCUGGGCACAUCAUCUCAAAACACGACUAGUACUUCGAAUGUAUCGUCGACAUCAGAUGAUUGUAAACCUUCGUCAUCGACGGGAAUUUGCACAUCCAGCGCGGCUACAAAUGGCACUUCUUCCAGGGAAGAAAUGUUGUUUAGUACAGCUAUUAAAGAUGCGCCUGUAAGCACCAGCGAUCCGGGCAGCGCGAGUAAAUCACUCACAGAAUCAGCGAGAGAAUAUGAGGAACAGCGAAAUAAUAAGAGGAAAUACGAAGAAGUUGAGACAAAGACAGGCGAGGAGGAUGAAACGAACGUGAUGCAGAUUUCAUGCAAACUCUUCGCGUUUGAUAAGGGAGUUGGUAAUUGGCAGGAGCGGGGGCGAGGUAUUUUACGACUCAACGAUCUGAUCGUGGCGGAUAAGGACAAUGAUGAGUUCUACACACAAUCAAGGCUGGUGUUUCGUACUUCAGGUGUGCACAAAGUUAUUUUGAAUACCAAAAUUUGGGCGGAAAUGACAGUGGAACAAGCUUCAGCAAAAAGUGUCCGCUUCACCGCCAUUGAUACAGCCGGUGAUAUCAAAGUGUUCCUCGUGAUGGCCUCGCCGGAAGAGACUAAACACCUCCACCGACUCCUACAGGAGCGGCGUACUGCCGAGCAGAAACGCCAGCACCUCAAGAAGCAGACGACGGACGAGACGUCGCCGCGCAAAAAUGAUUCUACCUCUUCGCUCAACAUGGACACGUCGCAUGAGGCCGAAGCGCCCGCUGACGACGACGAUAUCACCAACGGCCGACAGGCGACCGUCAUUCGCACGGCGCCGGAAAGUAGCGAUAACUAAAAAAAAAAACGAGCAUCAAUCAGUCGGCGUCACUUUUAAAACUGUGUUUUGUUUUCUAAUAUUAGCUUGUCAUGAUACUUGAACAUUUUGUACUUGCGUUUAUGUCGACAGUGAAGAAUGCAACGGGAUAUGAGAGAAAUAAUUUAUUUGUUAAGCGAAACUCAACGAGUGAAGUAAAUUAAAUACACUAGCGGCAUGCUGAAUCAAUUUAGUUUGUUUGCGAACCAGAAGCAGCAGCCAUGAUUUUAAGACUUAACCGUUUAAGCUAGUGGACUUUACUAACUCAUUAAAGAAUUCCGAUGAAAAUGGUGUUAUAUAUUACUCAAAAGUAGUUUAUUUUCUAUAAUAGUGCAAAAACUGCAAUUUUGACGUUGCUAAUUGCAAAAAUCGGAAAAAAGCAUGGUAUUUUGUUUGAUUGGUUAUGAUUUGUACACAAACAACAUCUGGGAGAUAAAACUAAACUAAACAGUUUAUAUAAUUCGUA
Molecule: messenger RNA, 2018 nt
Organism: Dalotia coriaria
Lineage: Eukaryota; Metazoa; Arthropoda; Insecta; Coleoptera; Staphylinidae
Gene: RanBP3
Product: ran-binding protein 3
Exons: 4
Coding region: 188-1534 (448 amino acids)
Biological process (GO): protein export from nucleus
Cellular component (GO): cytoplasm; nuclear pore
Molecular function (GO): GTPase activator activity
Source: RefSeq, a predicted model, not a curated record